Anneissia japonica is the source of this 3364-nucleotide messenger RNA. RefSeq names its product interferon regulatory factor 2-like. The record is from RefSeq and is a predicted model, not a curated record. Gene Ontology annotation, cellular component: nucleus. NCBI's taxonomy places the organism in Eukaryota, Metazoa, Echinodermata, Crinoidea, Comatulida, Comatulidae. Bases 180 to 1262 code for a protein of 360 amino acids. The transcript is spliced from 8 exons. Gene Ontology annotation, biological process: immune system process; regulation of transcription by RNA polymerase II. Gene Ontology annotation, molecular function: RNA polymerase II cis-regulatory region sequence-specific DNA binding; DNA-binding transcription factor activity, RNA polymerase II-specific.
GCGAUUUCGUGUAAGCCAUCUUGAGGGGAAAUGUAUUGCCUAAUAACAGUUUAGCGCUUGAAACAACACCAAUGAUUGAUUAUUGGAAUCACGAGACUACAGCGGGUGGAACUGCAAUUAUGCCGAGAUAGUUUGCGGCUGCUUCAGUCAUCUCAUGGUGCCAAUUAAACAUUAGGACCAUGACUUUCUAUAUGGUCAUAUUAUGGCCAAUAGUUUGCUUUAAAAUAGAACGAUCAGUAUCGAUAGAUGAAGCAUUGCUAUACCGAAGCUGUUGUAGGUCUACUGGCUGGAAGAACAUAGUGCUUACUGACGGUAAAUACAAUCCAGAAACAGACAGGGCAAGACCCAAAACAUGGAAGGCAAAUUUCAGGUGUGCCAUCAACUCUCUGCCUGAUAUUGUUGAGAUUAAAGACCUUGGGACAAAACGAGGAAAUAAUGCAUUUAAGGUUUACAAGAUCAACCCAAAACGACCAAAAGCAAGACCUAAACAAAAGAUUGUAACUUCAGAGUCCACAACCGCUGGACCCACCACUAGUCUGCCAAAGAGGAAACCGCCAAGGAAACCACCGGCGCAGGUGAUAUCGCAAAGAAGGAAUGAAAUCGCAAAGACUACAGCAAUGUCGUGGGUAGCAACACCGUCCUACCAAACAACACCAUCAAAUGAUCUAAGAUCAGGAUGGCAACAAGCAAGGUAUCCUCCUAUAUUAUUGACACCUUCUGAGCCACAUCAGACUACAACGCCAGUAUACACACAAGAACUUCAAAACCAAUAUUCACCACCCUACUAUGCGGACCACAGUUGGCCAACUUCUCACAUUAAACCUGAGCCACUCCCUUCAAGACAUCACGACACAUAUGUAGCAUGGACAGAAACUGAACAUGAUCAAAAUAGUGAUUGUAGUAGUGCUCCUACAGAUGAAGAAAUAAUACAGAUGACCCUUGACAUGCAGGAGAACAGUCCAAUAUCAAGCCCAACAUCAUAUGAACAAACUGACUGGGUUCCCAGCACGUUUGGCGAUAAACAAUACCUUAGCAACGAACUGACUGUCACAAGGACGACAGCUAUGACUUCGCCACUGAAGGUUCAAACAACUUUCCCGACUAGUACUAGCCCACCUGCCUAUCCUAGUAUCAAAAGUGAGAGAGACUCAAGGUGUAGUCUAUUUGGAAACCCAACUAUGACAGGCCCACCUGCACCACCUCCCCCACCACCACCUUACCGGCCUACAAUGAAUUAUCCACAGAUAUUUCAGCACAUGUGAAAUAUUUGCAUGUGCAGAAUCUUCCUCUGCAGUUGAAAUAAUGUAAUGUGAUGAAAUUUUUGGACAACACUUCGAGAGGUUUGUGAUCAUCUGGACAAUGCCUGUCAUUUAUUGGUGAUAAGAUGAAGAGCCUGGAAUCAACUAUCUAAAACUAUAGAAAUUGUAUGAAAAAGCACUGCUUUGCUAAUCAUAGCUUAGGGAUUGGAUACCGACAAAGAAUUUUAUCUUAAAAUUUUCAUGCUAGUAAAAUAGCGAAUUUUUACAUUCUUGUCGGAAGUUCAAUCUUUAGCAGAUAGGGAAAGUCAGUGCAAUUUAAAUAGUGUCAUCAAGUCUUGGAACGGUGUGGUUUUGUAAAGUUGAUAUACAAAAGCUGGGCUAACUCUGCUCACUGUAGCUACGUAAACAAUGCCAGUACUGAAUAAUGCCCUUAUAUAAGGUUAUACCAAUUUCAUAAGAUCACUCCUGUUGUAUAUCCAAAAUGAUUAUCAUAUAACCUUAUAUGAACAUUGUGUGUGACAUGCAUGUUGAUUAGAUAACAUUUUCAAUGUCAGUAUAAGGCUUACCAAUUUGUUUCUGUUUUAGCAAAAGUGCCAACAGUGUGGAUAGUCCACUUACUGUCAACUAAUGUAAUGUAUAAGUUUCCUAGGAUCCGUCAGGUUAUCUUGGCCAAAUAAAAAAUGCUGAAGAGUUGUAUGCCGACAGGCCUGCUCUUGAAACAAUCAACCCCUUAGCAUCCUGGGCUCCAAGCCCUUAGAUUCAGAUGCAUUCGUAUGAAACUAUUAAGUCAAGCACUCACUCCGACCACCGGACAUCAGCUGAUGUGAUUCGAUGGAGAACGCAAUGCCACGAUGCACACGUAAUGGGUCGUUUCCAAUGACGAUCCGUUCAAACUGGCACGAGACAAUCAGCAGACAGCGUGACAUUGUCUCGUGCUCGCAUCCAUCCAAGUUAGAUUCGUUAUACGACCAUUAUACGAUGCAGUGAGUGCCCGGCUUUAAAGUACACAAAAUAUUGCGCUUAACUUUGUGGUCCUAGACACCUACCUACACUAUUAUUUCUGCCUAGAUUUAUCUAUGUGGAUACCAAGUAUCAGUGUUAAACAUUCCUACAUAUACACUACUUGAACUAAAAACACUAUGUUAGCUGCAACCUGUUUGAUCAUUUGAUUUUGGUGUUCCAUGACCAAAUGUGUGUUUAUAUGCCAUUUUUGUAAGUCUUAUGCAAAAAUACAGUGCUGAAUUAAUGUUACUACUGUCUUCCAUCAAUUCUUGUGUAACUUUUGUGCAAUUGCUAUUUUUCUGUUGGGAUUGCUCCCAAUUGAAAAAAAAUCGCUGAUUAUUUUAUUUGUAAUUUGCUGAAUAAAAUCAUAUUUACUGCUAAAAUACUGUUGUACAUAAACAAUUUAAGAUAGAAUUUCUAGUUUUUCUUUUAAAAAAAAAGCAUUGCUUCUAGUUAACUUGGAUCAGCAUUUGUUAGAGUAAGCUAAAUAAAAACUUAGGUUUUCACAAUUUGAAUGCUAUUUGGAUUGGUCAAUAUUGAUGUCCAUAAUAGUUCCAGUUUCAAGCGACAAAAUGAUAUGGAGAGAACUAACCACCACCAAUCAGCAAAUUCACCUUCAAAGAUUGUCGCUACAGGAAAGGUUCAAAGUUCAAAGAAUUUAUUAUCAAUAAAAUCUAACUUUUGUAUUAAACUUUUGUAAAUGCAUUUCUACUUCAUUUAUGAAUUCCAUUUUAACUGGACUUACAAUCAAAGGUUAAAUGUUAUAUAUUUAUCAAAUGAUUAACCUCCAAUAGCCAGGAAUUACAUAAAGUUUAUAAUUCUACAAAAGUCUAUGCAGGAUUGUAUAGUUUGUAUUUUUUUAGUAACUGGGAAUAUUUUGCUAAUUGUAAAAGUAAACAAGAUAGUUUUUCAUGCAUUUUUGGCCACUUUUUCAGGACAUUUGUAAAAAAUAAAUUUUCAAGAAAAAAAAUAGAAAAGAGGGUAGGAGCCUGAAUGGAGCAGAUGUAGGCCUACAGUAUGUUUGUAUUUCCCAUGCUGGUUCUUGGGACAGACUAUGUGUCAAAGUUGCUUGGAAUAAAAAUAAGAAAGAGUAAACAUUGGAA